AUGAGUAAUUACCAAAAUUUGAAGUGCUCUGAACUGAAAGAUUUAUUAGCCAAAAGAGGGUUGCCAUCACAUGGAAAAAAAAAUGAAUUAUUAGAAAGAUUAUUAAAACAUGAAGAAAAGGACAAUAUAAAUUCUCUAUCUUCAUCAUAUAUAUUAGAUAAUUCAAAUAUUAAUAACGACGAUAAUAAAAAUAAUAAUUUUUCAUUUCAAAACAACGCAAGUGAUAAUAGUUUAAAACUUCAAACAUCCAGCAAUUCAAUAUUUGAAAAAAAUACUGUAGAUUCAUUUGGAAACGUUGAUGAUAAUAAUAAAAAAAAAAUCUGUACAGUAAAUAAUAAAGAAGAAUCAAAUAAUAAAAUUGGUUUAAAUAAAAUGAAAAAUUAUAUAAGAAAUAUAUUAACUAUUAAUAGCAAUAGUACAAAUCCUGCUCAUGAUAACAAUAAAGAUAAUAAUGAUGACAAAAAUAAUUCAAAUAAAGAUACACAAAAUCAAAAAAGUAAAACGGUUAUUCAAGAAAUAACAUUCAACGAUGUAUCGUCAUCAAAUCAAAAUACAUUACAAAGAAAUAUCAUAUCAACAGAUGACAAUGAUUCUUAUUUAUCUGAGGAAAAAAAGAGAGAAUUAAGACGAAAAAGAUUUGGUGUUGUAAAUACCGAUGAUGCACUUGAAUCAAGAGCCAAAAGAUUUAGUAUAGUAACACAUAAAAUGGAGGAAGAGAAUAAAAGGAAAAGAGCUGAGCGCUUUGGAUUGAACGUGGCCAAAAUGAACGAUUUUGAAAAGAAAAAGAAAAGAGCUGAACGAUUUGGAUUACUUCAAGAUAGUGAAAAGUUAAAAGCAAGGGCUCUCAGAUUUGGGAUAACACAAUAA
Messenger RNA from Plasmodium adleri (nom. inval.), 867 nucleotides. RefSeq names its product conserved Plasmodium protein, unknown function. Gene Ontology annotation, biological process: poly(A)+ mRNA export from nucleus. Lineage: Eukaryota; Apicomplexa; Aconoidasida; Haemosporida; Plasmodiidae. The record is from RefSeq and is a predicted model, not a curated record. Gene Ontology annotation, cellular component: nucleus. The coding region runs from base 1 to 867 and encodes 288 amino acids. The transcript is spliced from 7 exons.